GGCUUCUGAGUGAGGCUGUGCUGAGGGUGGGAGGACCCUGAGGGUCUUGGGCUGAGGCAGGAAGGAGCCUGCCCUGUGCUGCCAUCCAAUCUUCCCUGAUGAGCCUCCCACACUUCCACGGCCAGCACAGGUGAGAUGUACUGUGUAAGUAGCACAGGUCUGGAGACCUCACACCAGACCUGGUCCCACAAGGACACAGUGGUCAUGGUUUGGAUCAGGCUGCAUUUUCCUCAUUUCAUGUCUCUGGGGAUGUUUCUGACUUGGUUUUCCCUUGGGAGUUAUAUCAGGCCAAGUUUCCCUUAGUGAAGACACAGACUAGAAUUGCGAUGCAGUUCCCCAUGUGUGUCUGCUCUGCGAGGCUUUGUGAAGAUUAUUUUUGCAUUUUCCCUAGUUCCUGCUCUCCAAUAGUGAAAUAGCAAGGUGAUUCACAGUGGAGACAGAGGGCAGAUGCUGUCUGAGAUCGUCAGUGCUGUGGUGUUCUGAGCGUGGUUGCACAGAGGCUGUAGCUACUGGGUGAUGCUCACUGUUCCUCCAUCCCCAGGGAGCCAGCAUCUCAAGUGCUGGGUGUGUGAUUUUCAUUUUCCCUCACUGCUUUCCCAAGAGCAAAGUUCAUUCCUGGUUAGUGCAGAGGCAUGAGGCCCUGCCUGUGACCCUAACAUUACUAGCUGUAUUGGGGAGCGGCAGACAGCGUUGGGCUCAUAGGUGAUGUCCAGGAGCCCAGUGAAUCAUGUGCACCCCUACUGCACUGGGGGGAGGUGAUGUUGAGGAGAUUGUGAAACCAGAGGGCAGAGAGUGAGCCAUGGAGAUAGUUGCAGAUGUCAGUUACAGGAGGAGGACUGCAGCUUGUGGCGGUGUUUCCUGUGCUGUAGUACAGGAUGUCCAGGGGGAAGGCUCGAUCCCUGGUGGGCAUGCUGAGACGUUGAGGAGGAGCUGAAUGUGAAGACCCUGCCUUAGCCAUGACCAGAGUGUGUGCAGCGAUGGGGCUGCAUGUGGAUGAGGUCUCAGUGUAACCAGCACUCACAGAGAUGCAUGGAGCAGAGUCAGUGCUUGGGAUUCUCUGUGACUGACACCAGAGCCACCACAGCUGUGACAGAAGACAGAGAUGACAGAUGUAUAUAAGUAGAAUUCCAGGCUCCAUGGCUCAUCAUCCCAGCCCUGUAUCUGGGCAGUGCCAGCAGCUGUGGUUCCCCAGGGAGGUGCUGUGAGCAUCUUCUGCAGGGUCCCUCCAGGGGUGACUCUGGUACGUGGUUUUCAUCGAGAACCUGUAGGAGAGUGGCAUGACAGACUCCCAGAGGGAGCCCGAGAGGUGAUGGCCUUCUCCCUGAAGAAAGUGACACAGACCGAUGCAGGGAUUUAUUCCUGUGAAUACUGGAAGCAAGAAAUCUGGUCAGGACACUGUGAGCCUCUGGAGCUGGUGGUGACAGGCAUCUACAUGGACAAACCUUCGCUGACUUCUCACCCAGGUGCCCAGGUGGCCUCAGGAGUAAACGUGACUCUCCUGUGUCAGUCUCUGUACUCCUAUGCAACCUACAUCCUGUGCAGGGGAGGAGGAGCUUCCUUCCCUCAGGACUGUUCUCGUCAAGACCACGACUCCUUCCUCUUCUCCCCUGUGAGCCUGGAUCAGGCCGGGACCUACACAUGCUAUGGUUGUCCCAGUCACAGCCCUCAGCUGUGGUCCCUGCCCAGUGACCCCCUUCAGCUUUCUGUCACUCGUUCCACUGCUCCCAUUGCCCUAGUGGCCUCAGUGGCUGCUGCCUUCCUUCUCCUUGUCCUGCUGCUGCUGCUCCUCUGCCUCUGCAGGCGUAGGUGGUGUCGAGCCAAAUGCAGUGCUGCAUGUGAUGGGAACAAAGUCCAGAUGAAGCAUGAGAGUGCCAGCUCAUUCAUGCAGAUCCAGGGAAAAAAUAAAGGUAGUGACCUGAGAAGCAGACACCUCAGGGUGGAAAGUGAACCUUCAGGUGACGACUUGGCACACACUGAGCCUGAGGCAGACAGACAGAGGGACACACAGGUCCCUGCAUCGGCCGAAGACACACAGGAGGUGACCUACGCCCAACUGCAUUCAAGGAAGCCCGGGGCCAGCAUGGACAGUCUUCUCUCUGGAGACCCUGAGGCCCCGUCCAUGCAGUCCUGUGUGUAUGCUACCCUUGCCUUGUCCUGAGGGCAUGGCAUGGACCACUGUGCAUGGUGCUCCUGGCUGGGCCUUGAGGGUGCAGCCUGUGCCCUGGCUCCAUGCCUUUGGUGGGGUCCCUCAGGAACUCUCAGGAGGGCCAUCAAGUUGGGGGCUUCUGGUCCCUCUGUCGAGUUCCAGGGACUUGUGCAGUCCCCAGCUGGCUAUGGGUCCACCAUGUGUCUCCAGAGGCUAACUGUUCCCACUAGACCUGGGAUCCAUCUUCUGCUGCAGGGAGAGAUCAGCCUCGCGUGGAAGAGGGGGCAGCAUGGCCAAGGCUCUCUCAGGAACCAGGACAUCUGGGGUUUCUGCCACAGCAGUGCUGCUCUGCUGUGGUCCAGGUGAAGACCAGAGGAAAGCAGCCUUGGUGUCCUGGUCAUGGCUCUGUGAGGUUGCUGCUGCAGUGCAUGGAGAGUGGGCAUCCCACAAGGAAGGAGCUGAAUCCUGUCCCAGAAGAGAGCUGGGAGGGACACCCGGAGCUUAGUUGCUGAUUUCUAUAGGGACUUGCAUCUUUUUUCCAUGAGGCUGCACCCGUGCAUACGCAGUGCACAUGCAGCACACACGCAGUGCACUUGUACUGUGGAAGGGCCUCCUUUUGUCCAUACCCUGGCCUGUACCUCCUCUCUUCCAGUUUGGCUGCAUUCACUCCAUGAGCACACUGCUGUUGCCCCAUAUUUUUCUUUUUAAAUUUUAUUUAAAGAAAGACAGAAAACGGGUAGAAAUAAUAUAUACUUUCAAAGAAAAAAUAAACAGUAAUAAAUCACCAGUUGAUGUUUA
Molecule: messenger RNA, 2944 nt
Organism: Cavia porcellus (domestic guinea pig)
Lineage: Eukaryota; Metazoa; Chordata; Mammalia; Rodentia; Caviidae
Product: leukocyte immunoglobulin-like receptor subfamily B member 3
Exons: 8
Coding region: 1310-2158 (282 amino acids)
Cellular component (GO): plasma membrane
Source: RefSeq, a predicted model, not a curated record